AUGAGAGUUUUAUCGGUACUCUUUGGAGUCUUCUUCCUCCGGUUCUGCAGGGGUGGUCCUCCAGCUGGACCGAAUAAUUUCAGAUCUUCUGCUACAGGGUCAAGAGUAUCGACUCCGCCUAAUGGUAGACCUCAUGUAGUUUCAUCUCAGGUCUCUAUUGGCUCAGAUGUUGCAAGAAUUACUGGAGGAGGGCCAGUAUCUGGUCCACAACCUACGAAACUCGAUAAAAAACCACAGGCAAUAGCACGAGGAACUCCCACCUGUCGACAAACUCCACAGGCCAAAGGCACUGGCAAUACCCAGGAUUCUAAACUAUUGCAAACUUCGGUACCAGAUUCGUUCAACACCCAAAGAACUAAUAUCAUGAGUGAUGUUGAAAAACUUAUGGGAACAAGUACGACCAAUCCUGAUCGAAAACCAGCUGCUAAGGUUGAAGUAAAGCGUGAUACAGCAUCAUCGGUUGGACCGGGGUCUAUUCCCCGAGGAACAAAUUACUCUGAUAUAGGAACCAGGUCACUGGAUAGAACGUCCUUGGUUUCAUCUGGACCUUCACAUGAUCCACUAACAAUGGCAAGACCUCUACAAGUUGGAAAUGUUCCAUCACAGGCACUUGCUGGGGGUAGCAUUAGGCCUUCUUCAACUAUUCUAAAGGAUCAACUAAGUCCACCCUCACUAAAGGAUACAGAGAAGGGUGUGAAGAUUCCUAUGAGAGACCAGAGGGUAGCUACGAGUACUACAGCUACUACCCAGACUCUCUCUUCACCUACUCUAGGGAGCUCUACACUAACUCAAGGAAUUGGAUCUCUAGGUGCUCAGAAUACACCUACUACUCCAAGAGAAUCUUUGGGGACAUCUGUACUGCAAUCUCAACUUUCUAGGCCAGAACCACCUCAAGAAAAGACUCCUCUCCCAGGAGUAAAGCCUGCUGUUACACAAACUCCACAAACUAAGGCUAUGCUAGAUGGAAUCAAUAAGGAUGUCGAUAAGAUGCUUGGACAAAUUCCUCAAGCAACAAAGCCUCCAUUGACAACACCAUCGGCAUCUCUUGGAGUUCUCAAUUCAAACUCUCCUAGUAUACCCGUCACAGUUCCUGCUAGUCUAUCUGGUAGUACAUCUCUUGGAGCUACUACUUCAUUGGGGCUUUCUCCCUCCGUUACUCGUAAUAAAGCCACUAUUGGAGGGAGUACUUCUCAGACUAAUGCUUCUGGAGGAUCAAACCCAGUUACUAGUACUCAAGAUGGAGGAUCUGGUCCAGUAGCUCCUAAACCUGCUUCAUCAGGUCCUUCUCUUGGAUCUCAGUCUUCUGCUAUAGGUUUAACGAGUACUACAAAGGAUACUAAAUCCUCCCUUGGUCAGGGAGCUCCAACUACACCUGAAACUGGACUCCAGGGUUCUCAAUUAUCUUCACAAUUGGGUAACAGUGGAACAAAAGUGUUGUCAGCUCAGGGAACUUUACCUACUUCUAACGUUCAAAAGUCUGCAGUUGUACAAACACCUUUGCCAAGUCAACCAGGACUACUCUCUCAUCAGAAUACUGGGGACAAUGGACUCCCGGGUGGACAAUUAAAUCUUCAGACACUCCCUAAACCGGUAGGUACUCCAUCAGGAGUAGAUUCUGCAGGAAGUCUGGAUAGGACUAAGUUGGGUGCUAGCUCUGACACUAAGGUUUUAACUCAACAAGGUAGUCGGCAAGCAACAGGAGCUCCUGCUCUUCCUAAAGCUGCGCAACCUAAUACUCCUGGAGGACCUCAAGCUCCAGUUCAGACAGAAGCAAAGAAUCAUCCUGUAACUCAGCAGCCACCUGGUAACCCUGUUCAGGAAGCACCAAAACAGGCGGCUCCACAAGGCUUAGUUGCUCAAGCAGUUCCCCAACAAAGUACUACUAAACCUGGUACACAAGGAGCUGUGCAACCUAAACCUCAGCAAUCAGCGAAACCAGAGACAACUCAUACAGUUCAGCAAAGAGCUGGUUCUCAAUUAGGGAAUCUACAGCAGAAAACUCAAGUUACUGGUGUGGUUGUUACUCAGAUGUCUCAAAAAAAUCUCACUCCUCAGCCCUCAGGUGGCCAAAAUCAGGAUAUUAGGAAAACAACCCUAUCUUUAACUUCUCAGGGAACUAAAUCUCCUGCUACUCCAUCCCAAGCUCCACAGCCAAAGGUUGCAGUUCCUCCACCACCAAAAAGGAUGAACGCAUAUGACAUCCUUAGAUCUAUUGAUUUAUCAAAGGCUAACAAAAUCUCUUUCGAUACAGAAACAUUGAUAGAAGGUGGAAUUCCUACUCUAAAACUAACUUUAAAACGGUGCGCCAAGGCAAAUCCUUUCACAUUUGAUGGUAAAAAUAUAUGGAAAGGUCAGGAUGUUGAAGACACGUGUUCCUCGGCAACCAUUACCUUUGGAUCUGAUGGGCCAGUUACUGCUACAUUUGUUUGCAAACUCAAAAGUGGAAGUGAGUUUACUAGUUACCGCAAGUUCAAUAAUGAUGAAUGGGUGAGAGUUGACAGAGCUGAAGUCGACAAAAUUCAUGUGGAACUCAAAAAUGAGCUUGAAAAGUUGAAAUCUAAGCCUAUAGCAGAGACUCAGACUACCAGUCCGCAAAAGGCUGGCGCUGCUCAAGCUGUUGGCGAACCUGAACAAGUGGAGUACAAUCCCUCAGCUGAUGGCGUUCUCAACUUGUCCAAGGACCUUAUAGGUGAUAUUGUAUCAUUGCAAAGAGGUGAAUUUAAUGCUGUAAGGUCAAGAAGAUAUAUUCUGGCUAGGGAAGAUUUCAAGGUUACUUCCCUUGUGGAUGGUAGUGAGACCUUAUGGACUGCUGGAGAUGGUCAAAUCUUCAAGAAUUGCACCUUUCACACUCCGCAGAGUCACACACCUCUAUUUGUCGUGACAUUUAAUAACGGCAAUGCUGAUGUUAAUAAACGUUUUGUUAGACGUGGUAACAAAUGGGAACCUAUAGCAGAAACCGAAUUCAAUGAUAGGUUCAACAAGAUGAAAUCUGGCAAAUCUGAAGCUUCUUUUGCUGCAGUUGGUAUGGUGGAAUUGAAUCUUCAAAAACUUGAUCUAGCUACUUUUGAGUUCUUUGACUAUUACUACGACGGUGUUCAUACCAAACUUAUUUCGGCUGGUAAUGCUACCGUUACCAAGUUGCUAAAUGGGCAAGAGACUAUAUGGACUCCAUCUGGAGAAACAUUUGAUCAUGCUAAAGUAUACUAUAAAAAGGAUAGGAGUGCGGGAUUAUGCUCUGUUGCAAGCACUGGUAGUGGUGUAGUACAUUUAAAAAAUUUUGAACGUUUAAAUGGGAAGUGGGUAGAGUUUGAAGGGAAUUUAGAUAAAAAACUGGAUGGAAUGAGGAAUAUAAAGGAACCCGAUGAUACUGUCACUAUUAAUUUUGCUGACCCUUAUGAGAAUGAUGACAAAGUUACAGUAUUUAAGUUGAAAUUACUUGGGGUGGAAACAUUACUCUUCCAUCCAAAACAAGGGUUUGGUAUCGACGAGAUCAAACUGGGAGAAACAGCCAUAUGGCAAGGCUUUGCUAGUCAAAUAUGUUUUGUUUGUUCCCUUCAUUAUGUAUCUAAUGAACCGGGCCUUUUUUCCUUUACAAUUAGGAACAAGGAUAAGAUUAGCUAUAAAUACUAUGCAAACAAGGGUAACGAAUGGAAGAGUAUUGAGCAGGAUGAAUACUUGAGAAAGUUAGAUGUGCAGCAGUACAAGGGCAAAGAAGCCCCUCAAGGCAACGUACGUCUUGCAAACAAAGUUGGUGCUAAAUCUAAUGCAAAACGCUAGAAUCCUUCCAGAUGAUAUCCUACAAUGCAGUCAGAAGAUAUUAACUCCCUUCAAAUAUACGCUUUAAUAGUUUUAAGAAUUGGUGUUUACGAACCGCUAGAAUUCUUGUUAGGAAUUUUACUCACCAACCUAUCAGCGAAUGCACUAAAUAAUCCUACCUUUUACGAGCUCAUCCUCGGAGUCUUACAGACGGAAAAUUUGAGGCAAGUAGCCUCUAUUAUGUUUUAAGUGCCAACCAUCGACUACAGACAAAGUAGUUGCAGAUUACACAUCAUCUAUAGGCUACAAUUAUAAGGAAAAUGUCUUGACAAAUGAGACGGAAUUCACGGUAUGUUUUCUCGUUACUCAUACACUGGCCUUAGUGCAUACACGAGUUGGCGUCCAUCAUGCUAGAGUGUGUUCAUUCCUAUUCUAGAGGCGGUUUUUCUGGCCUCGUUGCAAAUUCUGUGCGUUUGAACGCUUCAGAAUAUCUCAGCAAAAUGAAAUCUCUGGCCGGUAUUUAACUAGGAAUGACCUACUAAUCGCAUUUUGUCUCCUUGGUUAUCAAGUUGCUCAUUCACGUUGCAACGUUUGGUACAAGGACCGCCUCUACAUUCACUCGGGUGGUUUUAAUUUGUUCACUUUGUAUUAUGCAUCUUUAUUCAUCGCUGCAGUCUGAGGUUCUCCAGAGAAGGGAUGCCCCUUCAGCCGGCUGACGCGGCCAGCCCAUAAUAGCGUAAAUGACUGGGAUUGUGAUCAUAAAUGAAUGGAAAUGCCAUGUAAAUGUGUAAAGUUACCAUUUUGGUGAGAAAAGAGGACCAUACAGCAAAAGGUCUCGCCGGGACUCGAACCCGGGUUAGUGGAUUCAAAGUCCACGG
Molecule: messenger RNA, 4634 nt
Organism: Theileria equi strain WA
Lineage: Eukaryota; Apicomplexa; Aconoidasida; Piroplasmida; Theileriidae
Exons: 1
Coding region: 1-3777 (1258 amino acids)
Source: RefSeq, a predicted model, not a curated record